Molecule: messenger RNA, 5459 nt
Organism: Jaculus jaculus (lesser Egyptian jerboa)
Lineage: Eukaryota; Metazoa; Chordata; Mammalia; Rodentia; Dipodidae
Gene: Znf526
Product: zinc finger protein 526
Exons: 2
Coding region: 111-2102 (663 amino acids)
Biological process (GO): regulation of transcription by RNA polymerase II
Cellular component (GO): nucleus
Molecular function (GO): DNA-binding transcription factor activity, RNA polymerase II-specific; RNA polymerase II transcription regulatory region sequence-specific DNA binding
Source: RefSeq, a predicted model, not a curated record
CCUGUCCAUGUGGCUCCUCCACUGUGAACCCUGAAUCCAACAGGAACACUGACUUGUCACCGCCCCGAAGACAGGCCCGAUGAGGCACUGCCUCCCCCCCACCCCCCAGAAUGGCAGAAAUGCUGGCUGAGGUGCCGACACAGUCUCCAGGGGCCGCAGAGAGAUCAGCACCCAUGGCGGGGGCGCUGACGGAGAUGGUGGCGGAGGUGACUGAGAUGACCCCCGGGGAGGCCCUGGCCUCAUCCCUCUUCUUCCAGCACCACCAGUUCAUGUGCUCCGAAUGUGGCAGCCUCUACAACACCCUGGAGGAAGUCCUCUCGCACCAGGACCAGCACCUGCCCACCGGGCUGGAGGAGGAGGAGGCGCUGACGACACAAGACGGGAGCCUGGACCCCGAGCUUGUGCCCAGCCCUGGGCAGGGGCCGUUCCAGUGUGGUGAGUGUAGCCAGCUCAUCCUCUCGCCCAGCGAGCUCCUAGCCCACCAGGAUGCCCACCUGCAAGAGUCUGCAAGCCAGAUCCAGUACCAGUGCGGGGACUGCCAGGCGCUCUUCCCCUCACCUGAGCUGUGGGUAGCUCACCGCAAGACCCAGCACCUUUACGGCGCCUCGCGGGAGCUGCCGCCCCCGUCGCCACCGCCACCGCUGCCCCCUGAGGUCAAGAUGGAGCCCUAUGAGUGUCCGGAGUGCUGUACCCUCUGUGCCACGCCGGAGGAGUUCUUGGAGCAUCAGGGCACCCACUUUGACUCCCUGGAGAAAGAAGAGCGCAAUGGGCUGGAGGAGGAGGAGGAGGAGGACGACGACGACGAGGAGGAUGAAGAGGACGAGGAGGAUACCGAUGAGGAGGCUGCGGCCGUAGCGUUUGCUGCCGAUGGCGUGGGAGACGAGUCCGCGGCUGGCCGCGCUCUGGACUGUGGGGAUCGUCCCCAGCACCGUCCCUCCGCAGGGGCACACCGGAGACACCGGCGGCGCGCGCCGCGCGGCCCAGCGUCACCCUCGCACCCCUUCCACUGCGGCCAGUGCCAGCGCAGCUUCAGCUCUGCCAACCGGCUGAUGGCACACGGGCGGGCGCACGUGGGUGGCACGCACGAGUGCACCACCUGUUCCAAGGUCUUCAAGAAGGCGGCCUCUCUGGAGCAGCACCUGCGGCUGCACCGCGGGGAAGCCCGCUACCUCUGCGUGGACUGUGGCCGCGGCUUCGGCACCGAGCUCACGCUGGUGGCCCACCGGCGGGCGCACACGGCCAACCCGCUGCACCGCUGCCGCUGUGGCAAGACGUUCAGUAACAUGACCAAGUUCCUCUACCACCGGCGCACUCACGCUGGGAAAAGCGGGAUCCCCACCAAGGUGGCCGCAGCCUCCCCAGCUCCCGCCCAGCCCACGCCACCGCUCCCGCCCCCGGGUCCCCCUGCCCAGCUGCCCUGCCCACAGUGCCCCAAGUCCUUCGCCUCGGCCUCCCGGCUCUCCAGACACCGGCGCGCCGUCCACGGGCCUCCGGAGCGUCGGCACUGCUGCGGGGUUUGUGGCAAGGGCUUCAAGAAGCUUGUGCACGUGCGCAACCAUCUGCGGACACACACGGGGGAGAGGCCCUUCCAGUGCCACUCGUGCGGCAAGACCUUUGCUUCUUUGGCCAACCUCAGCCGCCACCAGCUCACGCACACGGGUGUGCGUCCCUACCAGUGCCUGGACUGCGGCAAGCGCUUCACCCAGAGCUCCAACCUGCAGCAGCACCGGCGGCUGCACCUGCGGCCCGUCGCCUUCGCCCGCGCCCCUCGCCUUCCCACUACCGCUCUCUACAACAAGAGCCCCUACCACUGCGGGACCUGUGGCCGCUGGUUCCGAGCCAUGGCCGGCCUUCGACUUCACCAGCGGGUCCACGCCCGAGCCCGGGCUUUGACGCUCCAGCCUCCCAGGUCACCCCCUCCCGCGCCACCCCCACUUCCGGAGGGUCAACAGACGAUCAUGUGCACAGAGCUCGGGGAAACCAUUGCCAUCAUCGAGACCUCCCAGCCACUGGCCCUUGAGGACACGCUGCAGCUAUGCCAAGCAGCUCUGGGAGCCAGUGAAGCAAGCGGGCUGUUACACUUGGACACAGCCUUCGUGUGAUACAGCCCCAGGGCAGCACCCACAGGGGCUGGUGGCCAGCAGCAAGCGCAGGUACCUCUGGGAAGUGGACCCUUCGGGCAGGGUGUGGGCGAGGGUUCCCCCUGGCCUCUGGUGCCAGGGCUCUCCCGCCACCUCUCUCUGCUCCACUGCGAAACGGGCUUUGCCACAGCCCUCUGCACAUCAUCACCCCAGUGCCCAGCAACAUCAGGUGACCUCACUGAACACUAACCGCGUGCCAGACGCUCACACAGGCCUCUUUGGAUCCCCUGCUCCCCUCACCCACCCGAGCCCCCGGCCCCAGCCUUCCCUUCGCGUGGUGGAGGCCCUUGGCUUCUCCAGGCUGCCGCCAUCUGUUUGAUGAGCUGAGAGGAAGUCUAAGCUCCAGCCUGUGCAGCUGGGGACCCAGAAUGGGCCGGGCACGGGUUGUGCCCUGAGGCGUGCUCGUUCUGGUGGGAGGAACCUACCCAAGCGUAGGUGGCCUGUGAGGGUGCCAUGUCCGUUCUGCCCGUAGCCCAGGUCUCCAGUGCACAGGCUUGGGUUGUGAUGGGGUCGCACGCGGCGGUGGGGUCUGAGCAGGGGACAGAUGGAGGUGCCAAGGCAUUGCGAUUUGAAUGCAUAGUCCCUUAGGCCCAUGUUUGAGACUGAAAGCGCAUCCAGCAGCUGAGGUCAGCGGGGUCCUUCUAACCGCGACAGGCCAGUGUCAGAGCAGUUGGGGUUUAAGGGCCUUGGGCGCAGGAGGCGUCUGGGCUUGUGGGGUCGUCAGUCCCCGCGCCGGCAGAGGGUGCCGAGUGUCCAUGAGGUCAGUGAGGUACUGAGUGGGGAGCUACCAGUAGUCUGGAGUGAGAAGAUGGGCAGGGCUGGACAGUGCGGGGUGGGCGGGGUAGGAAGUGAGGGACACCCUCAGGGAUCAGUGUCAGGCAGUGGGCAAGGAGGAGCGCCAUGCGCCCGUCAGACCACCUGUCCUCUUUCACAAGCAAGGUGAACUCCAGACUGGAGUUGAGCAUGGGAGGCCAAAGUUUGUCUUCAAGUAAAAGCCCCUGAAGGCUGAGGCCAGCAGCUCAGAGAAACCUCAGUCCGACUUCCCAAGUGGGGUACAGCAGAGAACAUGCCGUUGCCCCUCCCCUCCCAGAGCCCCUACCCACUUGCAGCUUGGCGCCAUGGGGAAGGGGACCGUUUUCCUCUGCCAGCAGUCCCCAAGUCCAGGAAAGGGCAGGCGAGGCAGCACUGCUCUGUCAUUGCAGCAGCCUGGCCACCCGAGACUAUCUCAGGAGGGAGGGAGGCAAAAGCAAGCUGCCCCUGCUUUUCCAGGGGGGCCACUCCCAGUACCAGGGGGUGAAGCAAGCCUCCUGUCCAUGCCUACCCCACUGACAGUCUACAGGCAAUCGUUUUGGCCUGAAGCCCCUCACCAUCCAGGGUCCUCUGGACCUGCAGCUGCUGGGCGAGACACACAGCUGCUUGAGCCAGUCUCUGCUGGCAAGGCUUCAGUCCCUGACCCCCGUCAGUUCCUCCACUGACUGGGGGUCCUCCCAUGCCUCCCUUGCCCUCUGUCUCUGCAGUGGAUGAGCACCCUACGAAGCAUGUCAGGACUUAAAAUGUCCCCCUGCCCAUUCCAACCCCAACAGCCCUCCCAGCACCUCUGGAGACAGGCAGCCAGGCAGGAAGCAGGGUUUCAUGCCAAUAAUUUAUUGAACGGAGGUCUGUACACAGGCAAACCUUACUGUGGAAACUAAGACACCAGAGUUCUCCCUAGUCCCCGCCCUCAAGGGUGGGAAGAGGGAGAAGUCUUAAGGACCAGAGGACAGGAGGGAGGGAACUGCGAGGGGGCAGGUCGGAUGGUGCGAAUCCACAUUUUCUUUAAGAAAAAAAUUAUAACAAUCUAUUUACACCCGGGGGCCAGGGAAGGAAGGAGUAGAUAGGCCGGGCUGGUUCUAUUUACAAGGGGUCUGGGGGGCAAAGGAGGCGGAGACCUGGAGGGAGAGGUGGGAGCAGGGGUAGGGGUCCUCUCACCCCCAACCCCUGUCCUUCCUUCUCUUUCCUCCCCACAACCAGUUAAAAUCCUCUUAAAAAGUCCACCACAGGUGAGGCUGGAGGGAGCCUGGCGGCUGGGGACAAGACUUCAUUCUCCUCGGCCCUCUAGUCUCGGGCCCAGAGGGGCAGGAGCUUGAUGGGCUGUGGCCCCCCCUUCCCAGCCCCACGAGGGGCUCCCAGAUGGAUGUGGAGGGGUGGGAGGUGGGGCCCUCAGGACGAGUUACUGAGGGUAGCUGUGACAUCGGACGUCUGCCAGUCUGAGCCAGUCUGAGCCUCAGAUAAAGCUAAAGGAAGGAAGGGGGACAGUUAGCCCACCACCCUCACACCAGAGCAGACCCUGGUGACAACUGGCACUUCAGUCGGAGACCGUAAGCUCAGGGGCCAGCUGGACACCUGGGUGGCUUAUACCAGGGAAGAAAACUUGCUGCCCAGUCUCAUUUUCUUCCCCAAAGAUGGCCCAGUUUUUAAAUGUGGCCAGCUUUGCUAUUCAUAUCAAACGUAUUUCUUUGGCUCUAGUUGGCCACAGCACCCUAUAAAGAUGGGCAUAGACAUACUGUGAGUGUGCCACCAAAAUGUCAACACACUUCAGACCUGCAAGAAACGUGCUCCUUCCCACACCCUUUCAGAGUGCUGACCUGGUGAGGACGGGGUGAGGGGAGCAGUGCCCGCAGGGGACCUCAAGUGAGGAGGGAUGAGAACGGCAUUGAGAGACGGUUGGAUGGAGAGUUCUAGAGAGAGAAAAUGACACGCCCAGUCAGGGAGAAGCAGGCGUCUUGAAAGGCAGUUAAAGCUGGGGUAGGGCAUGGCCAGGGGCUGAUGUGACAGCCACAGAGGGUCGCGGCGUGCCCCCGCGAGCAGCCUGGCACGAGCCCUGUGGCACUUUGCACCCCAGUCCCUCAGCUCCCACCUUCCGCAGGCCGGUCACGUGGCCGGCGCCCCCCCCCCCCCCCAGCUGUGCUCUCACCGCCAGGACUGAAGUUGAAGAGCGGGGGGCAGGGGGCGGUUGUUGGGGAGCUGGGUUCCGGGGCAGCGCAGCUCGUCGAAGAAGCUGUGCGCGCACGCCUCCAGCGGGGACAGCCGGGAGGACGGCGUGUACUCCAGCAGGCUCGAGCACAGCGCCACGGCUUCCGGCGGCGUCCGCGACUUGAACACCUGCGGGCACGGGCAGGGCGGCUCCGGCUCCGGCUCCGGCUCCAGCGGCGGGCACCCCGCCGCCAGGGCCCACCCCCCGUGACGAAGCUGGAGCGUAAGCACUGAGAGGGAGCCCUGGGAGGGGUGUACCUGUGGGUCCUCCACUGCUUGAAGUCUAUAAACUUUGUGAACUGAUGA